Molecule: messenger RNA, 5159 nt
Organism: Mucor mucedo
Lineage: Eukaryota; Fungi; Mucoromycota; Mucoromycetes; Mucorales; Mucoraceae
Exons: 9
Coding region: 142-5094 (1650 amino acids)
Biological process (GO): microtubule-based movement; mitotic spindle organization
Molecular function (GO): microtubule binding; microtubule motor activity; ATP binding
Source: RefSeq, a predicted model, not a curated record
AUUUCCUUUUUUCUUCUCUUUCUUGUUCAAUUAUCGGAAAAAAAUAAAUAAUUUAUUUCUUUUUUAUAUAUUGCUAGAACACAUUUAUAUAAUAAAAGACUCCUAAAAAAUUAACAUUGUAAUAUAAUAACCACAUAAAAGAUGACAUCAACAGCAGUUAGAGUUGCAUUACGUGUUCGUCCUUUAACACAACGAGAACAACUAUCAAAUUGUACAGAGUGUAUAUCAUUCAUACCCAACCAACCUCAGAUUUUAAUAGGAAAAGACCAUUCCUUUACCUAUGAUUAUAUUUUCGAUACAAAUUCAGCACAGCAGCCUAUUUAUGAUACAAGUGUCGUACCUUUAGUAGAAAAAUUUGUUGAUGGUUUCAACGCAACUAUCCUAGCUUAUGGCCAAACUGGCUCUGGAAAAACGUUUAGCAUGGGCACCGCCCUUGAUGAGCAUACAAAUUCAGAAAAUCAAGGUAUUGUGCCACGAUUCAUUCACGAUCUAUUUAAAAGACUUGCAGCCAAAAAGAGAGCAGGAGCAGCCCACGACUACCAAGUAUUAGUCUCAUUUUUGGAAUUAUACAACGAAGAUUUGGUCGAUCUUUUGAAUCACCAGCAAAAGAAAAAAACUGGCCACGCAUGCGAAGUUCAGAUCCGUGAAGAUAUUCAUGGCCAAAUAUAUUGGAGUGGAGUACGUGAAGAACCAUGUUCGAAUCCUGACGAAUUGCUACGAUUCCUUUCGAAAGGGUCAUUAUGUCGUACAACCGGAUCCACAGACAUGAAUUCCGUCUCAUCCAGAUCACACGCCAUUUUUUCCGUCAUUAUCAAACAACAGGUUCCAGAGGAAGAGUCCACUACUCCACCAACAACAAACAAUAAUAUUCGCACUAUUAUUAGUAAAUUCCAUUUCGUCGAUUUGGCUGGUUCAGAGAGACUUAAGCGUACUAAUGCGCAAGGUGAUCGGGCUCGAGAGGGUAUCUCCAUUAAUUCAGGACUUCUUGCAUUAGGCAACGUUAUCAGUGCCUUGGGCGAUGACUCUCGUAAAUCACUUCAUGUACCAUAUCGAGACUCCAAAUUAACAAGACUCUUGCAAGACUCGCUUGGUGGAAAUUCCCAAACAUUGAUGAUGGCAUGUGUCUCACCUUCUGAUUCUAAUUUCUUGGAGACACUCAGCACAUUAAAAUAUGCCAACCGAGCUCGUAACAUCAAAAAUAAAGUGGCAGUUAACCAAGAAUUCGCUGGUUCUUCUGUUGAAGUCAAUCAAUUAAGAUCUCAAGUAGCAAGAUUAAAAUUAGAACUGAAUGCCUUGCGUGCUUCCUCAUCCGUGGCCUCUAAAGUACCAUCUGAUAUGAUGAUUCAAAGCAUGAUUGGUAACGGAAGCCAUACAACAAACGCUGCGAAAGUCCUGAAGGAUGAAAUAGACAGACUGAAGGCACGUGUCCAUAGCAUGUCCGACGAUAUCUGUCGCAUCACUACCGAGAGAGACUCCCUCAUGGUCGAGCGAGAACUGACUCAACAUAUGGGCUCGGAAGAAUGGCCCCAUUUACUUGAGCAAUUAAACCGAAGACCCUCAUUUUUUGAAAAUAACCCCACAACUAUACCCAUGAUUGGCCAAUACCAAAAGACAAUUCAAGAUUUGCGCAACGAAUUGGUAGAUACCCAAGAACGUCUUGCAUUUUCUGAGUCGAUCCGAGCACCACUUAUGCAUGCUGCUAUGGCAGGAGUUACGACGCCCCAAACAUCUUUAAAAACAACUGCAAAACAACAACAUUCUUCUACAACCACACGUCGUCGUGCCAUUAACAAUGUAAAAAAGAGACGCAAUGGAAGUACAACUACAUCUAGAAAUGUUACAUUCAGAUCAACUAAACGAUCCAAAGUUCCCAAUAUGACCAAGCCUUCCGAAUCAACCAUGUUCACUAGUAAAGUAGACUAUGAUGAUGAUGAAGAUAUCGCUACAUGGUUAAAAGAUACUAUUGGUACCCCACAGAUCUCCGAGUCUUCGGAUUUAAGAAUCGAUGCAAAACACUCUAUUUCAAAUGCUAAAUCUCAAAUUGACAAGGCUCUGAAAGUAUUAGAUGAGUUCAAGGCGAAAGAAUCCGAGCAGGUUGAAUAUGAAUGUGAUCUUUUAGCUGAUGACGAAUUAUUUAUUAAAUUACAAUCGGAAGAUAAUGCAAGCCUUUUUGGGGACAUAGAAGAAGACCAACGAAUUGCUGAAGAUUCACUAAAAUCAGAAUCGCCUGUUGAAAUUAUCAGAACACCUCGUUCAAGAAUGGUCUCUACGGAUACCUUUAUGGAUGAUGCCGAACUCGCUGAAUUUUAUGAAAAUAAUCCUCAUCUUCAUCGUAUGAUUGGACAAAUUCAAUCCGAUAUUCAAGUUAAUGAAGACCUCGUUAUCCAAUUAGAAAAGACAGAAGUAGAAUAUAAUCAGAUGCGCAAAAAAUUCGAAAAGAAACUCUAUUCAUUACGUGACGAAAUAUUGACUCUACGCCGCGAACAGGAACAGCAGCAGCAACAGCAACAGCAUCAAGUCCAACAGGCCCAACAGGCCCAACAAAAUUCUAAACUAAAUGUUAAAAGAAGAGAUUCCACUGCUAGUAUAAAUAACAUGAACCACAUUCGUCAAGCUUAUGAAAUCAAGAUGAAGACUCUCAUGGGUCAGUUAUCUGACCUGCGUCGCAAAUACUCUCAAACCUCAAGUACCAUUCAAUCUUCACGAAACCAAAACGAGAGUAUGUUAAGAGCUCUCCGUGUGAAUGUUGAGUCUCUCAAGGUUGAGAAACGUCGCAUGAUAAAGCGUAUGAAAGAUGAAGCUGAACGCGUGAAAGAAAAACUCCAUACCCAUGAACGAGAAAUACAAAGUUUGCGCCGUAAACAACUCAAGGAUAAUGAAAACAAGAAACGCCUCGAGCGUGAAGUGAAGCAAAUGCAAUUAACCUUACAAAAGAAAACCGACGAAUCUGUUGUUACUGCAGAAAAACUGAAGUCGUUGGUUCAGAUCUUGAAAAAAGCAGUACGAGAAGGUGGUGUGCUUGAUGAGAAACUUUUGGUUAGCUGUGGUUCGCUUUUGGAUAUGGGCUCUGCCUUAAUUCAAUCUUCUAACGUGGGGCGCAUAUCUCGCAAUAGACGUAAACACAAUCAGCGCAAAAACCGUGUUCCCGUUGAAGUCCGUGCUGCCAAAAAGAAGAUGCUUUUAGAUAACGCUUUGUAUCAAUUUAUCCAAGGAAAACAGGCGGUUGAAGAGAUGAAACAGCUUUUAGCAAAACGAAAUGACUUGUCUCAAAGAAAAGUAGAAUACAUGUCUGAGCGGGAGCUUCUCAUUUUAGACGAAGAUAGCAAAGAUCUUUCCACCAUUGACCAUGCUUUUAGACAAGUGAUUGAUGAGAAUAUUGAAACAGUUGAAGCAGAAAUAUCUUAUCUUAAUGCACGUAUUCAUGCCAUUCAUAAUGAUGCCGCUGCUGAAAUAAUGCAAGAUGAUGCCCAAGAUGAUGAAAUCGUUGUGGUAGACGCAACCAGGCCCGAAAAGAGGGUUACAUUUGCUGAUCCCAAUCAAGAUGAAAAGGAAGAGCCUGAAGAUGAAUGGCUCGAUAUGGAUGCUCUUGAAGAAAGAUAUAGCCUCCCAGCAAGCGCUGGUCCUGAGCAGUCCCUUGAAAUGGUUUCCAAAUUGCUCAAGUCAAUGGCAGAUGAUGAGUCAAGUCACGUCAUGGAGUCCGUCAUUGAUGACAUUGUUUUGCUUCGUAUGGAAGAACAUAACAACAAAAUGUCUAUCCAACAGCUUGAGAAGUCUACACAAGAUUUAAGACGUACUUUAAUUGUCAUGAAAAAGGCCGCUAUCGAUACAACUGUAGAGAACGAAAAGAAGCUGAAACGCUUGCAACAACAACAACAACAGCAACAGCAACAACAACAAGGUUCUCGACGAACCUCCCUGUCCAGAGACCGCUCCUAUUCCAAAUUAAGCAACCAUUCUUCUCCUACAAUGGAAGAUUGCAGUGAUGCUGAUUCCGCCAUCGACUUGUAUCAAGAAGAGCAGUACCAGCAUGUCGGAACCGUAUUUGAAAAAAUUUACAAUGACGGCAUCAACGGUAAGCUCGAUUACGGUUUAAAUGCAACAGAGGCGCCAGCUACAUUAGCCGAAAAUGAGCUUAGUCCUUAUCUUCGACCUCAUACUACUUCUAACGCUGUUUCAUCCAACAAGCUUGGUGUCUCCGCACCUAUGAAACCAUCGACUUCUCCCUUGGCCAAUCGUAGAGAUUCCAUGUCUUCUCCUGAACAAUUUUUGCAACAAUUACUUCAAACGCCAAAGGAUGUACGACAAACUCCUUCCUCACCUUUGAUGAAACCUGCCGAGUUUGCCAAAUAUCAACAAGAUCGCGAAUCAUCUACUUCAUCUGUUCGCAGUGUCAUUCGUAGAAGAUCAUCUGUUCAAUCUGACACAGGGUCUUGGUCUUCCCUGUAUUCCAGCAACCACGGUUUUAGUCAACAAAUGAUUCGAGCUUCAUCCAAUAGCAAGCUACCUCCACUUCAACCGGAGCCAGCGAGUACUCCAUUGCCACCACCACCUACAGUUUUAAACCGUCGUAGAGCGUUCUCUUUCCAACAGCCGCCCAGUGCUCCUACUCCUCCUUCUACACUGCGUAGACGCUCUCUUCUUCGAGAACUAACUAAUUUACCACCCACACAACCAAGUGAAUUGUCAACGCCACCUAAAUCACCUUUAAAUCAACAAUGUUUUGAUAACAAGAAUGAUUACUCCACGAAUGGAACAACAUUGAUACCCGCAUUUAAUAACAGUUCCAUCCUGUUACAAAAGCAAAGAUCUCAAUCUGUUCUAGCUAUGCAUGCACCACCUGUAAAUACCAUCCCAAGACCCUCUACAGCUAUGAAAAGAAUGGAUUCUUCACCCAACAACUCUUACGAGCUUAGACGCUCCGCUGCUGCAAAUAACGUCUUUGAUAGGCUAUCUUCGGGUCAUACUCAUGCUUCUUCUGCGAAAUCUGCUAGAAAGCGACCUGGUAACUACCGAUACUCAUCCAGUAGUAUCGAUGACUUAAGAAACCAAUGGGCCAAUGAGUUACAAAAAAAUCAGCAUCAUGAUGACAUGUAAAAAUUAUUAUCUUUCUUGUGCAAAUAAAAAUUCCUAAAUAUGGAGCAUUGUUUUUUUGUUCACUU